Messenger RNA from Dujonia railenensis, 885 nucleotides. NCBI's taxonomy places the organism in Eukaryota, Fungi, Ascomycota, Pichiomycetes, Serinales, Debaryomycetaceae. The record is from the annotation of a GenBank genome assembly.
AUGACCAAAUACGCUUUAAUUUCUGGUGCCUCAAGUGGUAUCGGUUAUGCACUCUGUGAGCAAUUCUCGAAAAAAGGCUACAAAGUCUAUGGGUGUACAAGAGGAGCGGAAGUUCACCUUAUGAAGCCAUUAACCGAAAAAUAUGGUGUAACUGCAUUUUCUUGUGACAUUACAAAUACUAAGGAAAUUUUAAAGAUGAAAGAAGCAAUCUUGGAGGAGACUGGUGGCAGAUUGGAUAUCUUAUAUAACAAUGCUGGUAUUGCUGCUGGUGGACCAGCUUGUGAAUCCGAAGAUCAAAAGGUCGAGAAGAUAUUCAGAGUUAAUGUUUUCGGACACAUUGCAAUGACAAGAGAAUUCACUGAAGCUAUAGUUGCAACCAAGGGUACCAUUAUUUUCACAUCAUCCGUCGCUGGGAGGGUUCCAAUGCCAAUGGUUUCGUUGUACUGUGCUACAAAGGCUGCAAUUGACCAAUAUGCACAUGUCUUAUGCAUGGAAAUGAAGCCUUAUGACGUGAAGGUCGUUUCCGUUAUCACGGGUGGUGUGAAUACUGCCGUGGGAGAUAACGGUAGGGAUGAUUUCGAUGAAAAUGCGCCGCUGCUCUUCAACGUUCCAGGAAUACAAGAAUGUGCAGAAGAAGUUGCAUUAAUGGCUAGAAAGUGCCCAAUCCCCGUGCAGCCACACGAGUACGCCACUUCAGUGGUAAACUAUCUCACGGGCCACAAGAACCCUUCCUUAAAUAUUUAUUAUGGUGGUAUGUCAUGGAUCUUGAACUACUUGGGCAGAUACACGCCAGUUUGGGUGCAACAGUUCUUCAUCGGCAAACAUUUCAAAUUUGACAAGGUUGCGGCAAAUAUUAGAAAGAAGAGAGCUCAAAGGGGGUACUAA